CACUACCAAAAUUCCAGGCAACGAUGGGCCUUGUUGAAAAUAUUCCAUCCUUCCACGCUCAACAUUCUUCAACUCCACCUUUCUUUCCCUCUGGGACUUGAGUUGCUCUGUUGCUGUUUUUUGCUCGGAACGCCACGUUUCACAUCGUUUGCUCCAUCGAGGGCCUACCCCGGAUCUUUUGGAAGAUCUAGGUACUUACUAUCAGAUCCAUCUGGGACCACGGGCCAGCCUGGGUACCCGUUCCUUGGACCCGACGGAACCUAAGUAGGCGAACUGCAGCGAGACAGUGCAGCUCCAAAAACACUUUAGCCCAGCAGAACCCCAACGCACGCAACGUCAUUCUCCGAUCUUCCGGUACCAAUCCGACGACUCUUUUCUUUCUUCUUGUUCCACCCGCCGGCAAAAACACGGUCAAGCAUUGAUCUUGCACUGACCCUGCCAUCCACCACAACACCCACUCAAACAGGGCUGAAGGGCUAAAGGGGCCAAGACCCACCAAAAUCUCGGCCGUCUCUGGGUCCAAGUCCGAGCCGCCCCUCGCUUUUACUCUCGGACCUCCGCUGCCCUUCAUCAUGUCGGAGCCUAGCCGGGGCAGCGUCGAACCCAGCAGUGUUGAGCGCAGUGUCGAGCCGAGUCAGUCUCCUGCCGCCAGCAACAGGCGUGACCGCAUCAGCAGCCGGGACCGGGACGAGUCCCAUGACCAGGACGACGACCAUCAUGACAGCAAUGGCUCCCGCCCACCCCCAAGAAAGAGGCAGCGUGUCCGUCUCUCGUGUCUAGAGUGCCGCAGGAGGAAACUCUCGUGUGACCGCGAGUUCCCUUGCUCUCGCUGUAUGCAGUCCGGCACUCCGGAGCGUUGCGAGUACGAGACCCGGCCCGGUCUGGCGCCGCCAAACAAGCUCGGCCUGUCUCACUCGGCCCUGGCCGGCUUCGACUCCAGGCUGUCGCUGCCCAAUGGCGGCAGCGGCGACUCGUCUUACUACCGCAAGGAUGCCCGCGAGUCCGAGAGGAUCCGUCGUCUCGAGUUGGAAAUUGCCCAGCUAAAGAACAUCGUGCUCAAGCAGCACGCCUCGCUUGAUGGUAGCACUGUUACAGACAACUCACCUCCUAUGCAGAAGCUUCACGCCGCCUCUGGAGAGGACCAAGAAAUCGGGGCGCAGUAUGGGUAUAACCAGUUUUCCGAUGCUGUGAACGAUGAGUCCAAGGAGGAGCUGCGAUUUCUCCGUGGCAAGGAGUUCAAGACGCGGUAUUUCGGCCCACACAGCGCAUCCCGUGCUUUCUCAGAGCUUGCCGGCCUUUGUCACUUUAUGAAGGAAACAUCGGAAGAGUUCUUCCGUCCGUUUACCAUUCCUAACACGAAGGACCGACAACAGCGUACAGAAGAGAGAGAGAUCAGGUUCCAUCAAGCGGAUGAGUCGCUCGAGUCUUUGCUGCCGUCCAAGGAGAGGACGGAUUCCCUUGUGACCAUCUACCUUGAUCAGUUCGAGCAGAUUCAUCGCAUUGUUCAUAUCCCCACCUUCCGCAGGGACUAUGACAAGUUUUGGGACCCUGCUCAAACAAGAUCAGCCGCCUUCACUGCUCUCAUCCUGGCCAUCUUGGGCGUUUCCAGUUGUCUCGGUUCACAUUUUCCCCAAGAGUUUGACAAAAUGAUCAGCCGCUCACAUGCUGAUGCACUCAAAUGGAUAGAUGCCGUUGAUGAGUGGCAGCAAAAGCAGAGUCAAAAACAUCGUCGUCUCAUCCACUACCAGAUCGCAUGUUUGGUGUACCUCGCAAAACGCGUCAACACGGUGAAGAAAAAGCGAUUCUGGAAAGGAGCUGGCGCCAUGUCGAUGGAUGCCAUCUCGGUUGGUUUGCAUCUCGAGCCCAGCCAUAAUAUCAGCCCCUUCAACCAGGAACUGAGACGCAGGAUAUGGGCAACCAUCCAGAGCUUUGAUCUGCAAGCAUCCUUUGACAUGGGCCUACCCAGCAUUCUCGGCGCUUUACACUUCAACGUCGAACCUCCUCGUAACAUUGACGAUGACGAGUUCGACGAAAACAGUAAAGAACUUCCUCCUUCUAAACCACCCACCGAGUAUACUUUUUCCUCCUACCAACAUCUCAGCCGGCAAAGCCUCGACCUUCGUCUUGACCUUAUCCGCGUCCUCAAUGGUCCAUGCGAGAAACUCGAUUAUGACCAAAUAAUACGCUACACCAACGAGAUCAAUCAAGAGAUCGACUCGUUACCCUCAUGGGACGUCACCGACGCCGAGGCUCCCACGGGCGUGUUAAAGAAACCUCUCCUCGCCUACACUCUCCUGCACAUCCAGCUUCGACAGUUCAUCAUCAAGCUCCAUCAUCCCUACCUGAAGCUUCGCAAAGACAAUUCGAAGUAUCAAUACUCCGAGAUAAUUUACUACAACGCUGCGCGCGACAUGGUCCUUCUCAACGACAAGCUCGCUCAGCAAGGCAUCCGCACCCUCAACUACCUCCGCGAAGACUGUCUCACCCUAGCCAUCAAUCUCUGCAGCGUCACCAUGCUGCAGCCCCGCGGCUCCACCAACAUGAUCAUGAUUAACUCGCAGCACACGCUGCAGCUUCUGGAGAAGUGCCUGGCCAUCAAGGAGGACCGUAUACUCCGAUGCGGCAACAACGAACCGUGGGGGUACUCGAUUAUGUGCGCAGCGGUUGGAUUGCUGGAGGCACACUUGGGGGUUAAAACAACAGAGCAAGCAAAGGCGACGAGCGCUGAAAGGUUUAUCAAACUGCACUGUAAACUCGUGCCGAUGACCCAGGGAGGAGCCGGUGGGUCCAACGAGAGUCAGCCGAGCAGUAGUCAGGAACGUGGACAUCAGUGUGGUGCUGAGAAGCAGGAAGACGCGGAGAGGCCACCACAGCAGCCUGGACUGGCUGGGAAUAGGGAGUCUGCGACGCCUGUUAAUGGUCAGCCUGCUGAUGUCUCUGGUGGUGUUGGGAAUAACAAAGUAGCGCCAAAUGGGCUAGCGACGCCUUCCAAUUCGCAGUUUCUAAAUGGGAUAGCGGCGGAUUAUAUGGCUCGGUUAAGGCCCCCAACGCCCUUCCUUCACCCCGGAAACACGCAACAACAGCCGCAACAAGCACCCAUGCCGCCAGUCACGCUCGGUCCGGCGGUAGACAUCCCGGGCACACCGUGGAGUGUAGUUCCCGGUGUUGGUCUGACGGGUGCUGGAGGCGAAUGGUCUAACGCUGGAGGUUUUCAGUUUCCUAAUACCAUGAACUCCGAAUUCGACAUGACCCAGUUAGGUGCUAGCAUGGGCGAACUUUGGCCGUCUGACUUGUGGGAUUUGAUAUAGUGGGACCAUUCUUAAGGGAACGGUAAGAUGCGGCAACAAAUCAAGAGAAGAGAGGAGGGAUCGAGCGAUCGAUCAUCAAGCGAAGAAAGCGAGCAACCAAACGAUUACCAUGGGGGCUUUUAGUAGACAAGCCAGGAGAAAGGCAGGCAUAUACACCUACAUGCCGUGGGUUAAAGAGGAGGGACAUGACCUUGAAAAAAAGCGCGAUGGAUCAUGGAAGAAGGGCACGAAAGGAAAGUGAAAGACAAAAAUUGGGGAUGGACAGCGAAAAGGCGAGCCAAGAGGAAAAGGACGGAGGGGGGAAGAAAAGAUAUAUUAGAAAGAAUGGUUUCACACGAAAGGAUUAAGGGAAGCACACUUCAGGAUAAUGUAUACUUUGGGAUAGUUGAUGAUGACAAGGAUGGGUGGGAUGCGAGCGUUGAGGUGCGUUGUCGCCUGGCUUGUGGUAUAUAGUAGAGAUAGAUACCGAUUAACGAGCACAGCGGUGGAAAGCAACAUUACUUGAUGGACAAGGAGAACAAUGGAACAACUGGUGUAGGUUGGUUGCAUCAC
Neurospora crassa OR74A is the source of this 3860-nucleotide messenger RNA. RefSeq lists its product as hypothetical. Gene Ontology annotation, cellular component: nucleus. The record is from RefSeq and is a predicted model, not a curated record. Gene Ontology annotation, molecular function: RNA polymerase II cis-regulatory region sequence-specific DNA binding; zinc ion binding; DNA-binding transcription activator activity, RNA polymerase II-specific. The coding region runs from base 573 to 3308 and encodes 911 amino acids. Gene Ontology annotation, biological process: DNA-templated transcription; regulation of transcription by RNA polymerase II. The transcript is spliced from 4 exons. Lineage: Eukaryota; Fungi; Ascomycota; Sordariomycetes; Sordariales; Sordariaceae.